AUGUCAGUGACGUCCGCUCCCACGUUGGAUGUCGUCGUGACGAUCAGAGAGACGUGGCAAUGUCAGACUGCAGGCCGCCGCCUGGCCGACGUGGUGCUGGCGGUUGACGUUACCGGGUCGGAUGACGGCGGAGAGGAACAGAAGCUAAGGGGGGAAUUCGGGGAUGACGGCGUGCUGUUGGAGCGACUGGACGCUGAAAACACCGACCCCUGCGUCCUGACAGUGAGCUGCGGCCGCGCCGCCGUCGGCCGCCUGAUGAUCGUCAGCGAGGCCCGGACCAUGGAGGUGUACCUCCCCUCUGGGGAAUACUGUGCGACGGUCCGGGGUGAGAAGCAGGAGCACAUCCAGCAAGGCGACAGAGGACCAUUCUACAGAAAGCAGCUCAGCCUGGACGCCGCGCCGUCGUCCUGCGACGUUAAGCUGCUCUCUCUUUCGAGCGGAAGCAGCGUAAUGGUGCGUACCCUAGUGGUAGGACUGCGGCCGGCGGCACCAAGCCGUCCUGAAGAAAGCGCCAUCGACUUGCAGCGCGUCCAAAGUCUAGUGGACGAGAUUGGCGCCGGCCUCUCACCGGGGGCUCGGAACCUCAUGGACAUGGUGCGACUCCAGCAGAAGAACCAGAACAGCUUCCUGCCUCUCCUGAUGGGUGGGGGGUUCUUGUCGGCGUUGGCCCGGGCACCGAAUGUCGGGAGCGCCUUUGCCGCGCAGCCCGAAUCGGACUCCGUAGCGCCCGGAAACCGGGCGGCUUCAGCAGAGAUGCUGUGCGACUUCCUGAAGGGCCGACGGGACGGCGUGGGCUCCGCUCCCCCUGAGGUGCUGAGGGAGCUCUGCGGUCAGGUGACGCGGCUCCGACUGGACCGGGAAACGAUGCCUCCCAUUGCCGCCACGGCGUCUAUGGAGCGCCGCCUAGAGGAGAUGGAGCGCCGUCUGAAGGAGCACAUGGACCGCCGCCUGGACGCGCUGGAACUCAAACUGGAGAGAGCGCUACUCGCCAUCCUCCCGCAGGGGGCGUCCUCGGGCCUCCCGCCCGAGGAACCUGCGAACGGUAACCGGACGAGAGAAGCGGCAUCGCUCUGA
This is a messenger RNA of Nerophis lumbriciformis (worm pipefish), 1074 nucleotides long. The record is from RefSeq and is a predicted model, not a curated record. Lineage: Eukaryota; Metazoa; Chordata; Actinopteri; Syngnathiformes; Syngnathidae.